GUUAAGAGCUCUCCUCAACAAAACCGUCUGUCAUUCCAGUGUAUUUACUGCGCGGAUUUGAGGUUAAAUGGUUGUGAUCGGUGUAGAUCAGACUGUCGUCUCUGAUCUCUCAAAAAUGUCCGCUGCGAGUCAAGCAGAGAGAGCUGUGCUGGAGGAAGAGUUUAACUGGCUCCUUAAAGAGGAGGUUCAUGCCGUGUUGAAACAGCUGCAGGAGAUUUUGAAAGAGGCUUUGAGACGUUUCUCAGUGCCUGCACCAGGAAUGGAGGGUCAACUCAAACAAGAGAACUUCAUUCUUGGCAGCUCAACCAUGGACCAGGUGAAAGGAGUCCUCACUCUGCAGGGAGACGCUCUGACUCAGGCUGAUAUCAAUAUUAAGGUGGCUAAAAGCACUCAAGUCAUGCAUUUUACGUUCCGAGAGGAUAAACAGUGGAAAUUACAACAGAUCCAGGAUGCGAGGAACCACGUGAAUGAGGCACUUCAGCUGCUCAGCAGCCGUGAUGAGAGCUAUCACUUCAAAACCGGUGCUGAGGUCAAUAAGCUGAUGGAUGCGGUGAUGAUGCAGUUAACCCGAGCGCGUAAUCGUCUUACCACGCCAGCUACCAUGACUCUUCCUGAGCUUGCUUCCACUGGAUUAAUGAGGAUGUUUACUCCGCCGAUGCCUGGUGAUGUGAUGGUGAAUUUGUACAUAAAUCUCAGUAAACUCUGUCUGACCGUCUACCAGCUUCACGUGCUUCAGCCGAACACUACUAAGAACUUCAAACCAGCAGGAAGUUCAGUUAUGCAUAAUCCUGGAGCCAUGUUUGAACUAAACAACACUAAGUUUGAGGUGAGCCACGUGCACAAAGUGGAGUGUGUGGUGCCAUGGCUGAACGACGCACUCGUGUUUUUCACCAUCUCACUGCAACUCUGCCAGCAGCUCAAAGAUAAGAUUUCUGUGUUCUCCAGCUUCUGGAACUACAGGCCAUAUUGAGCUGACCAAAGAUAUAAAUUUUUGCUGUACUGUAAGUGCAGAAUUAAAUAAAAGAAUAUAAAUUAACACAAUAGAAAAUACACUACACCAUGUUAUGAAUCCACAUAGUAUUUGCUUUCGGACCAACUGUUAAUUUGUGUGCGCGUAUCAUAACUGGGUAGAAUGAAUGUGGGUCCAGGUCAAGUCCUGUCAUGUAAGUGAAAUGGGUAUGAUAAUUAACUUUGAUUUUUUUCGAUUUGUUGUUAAACAGUGAAGUAAAAUUGUCAUUCCGUUAUUAUUUUGAAGAAAAGCUGUGAACUAUUUUAAUUAUAAGAGCUAUGAUCAAAAUCUGGUUAGCACUGUUUUUUCUGAUGAUACUAUUUAGUGUCACAUGUCGUCGUCAUCAUUCCUGAAACUCCUUUUAUGGUCCAUGAUGCAUUUCAUUUAAUCAUUUAUUAUUUUUUUAGAUGUGUUAAUCUGAUAGUUUGACCAAAAAUGUAUACAAUUUCCCCAUGCCGGGAAUGUGUCUGCCAGUCUGCCAAGCUACAUGUGUCUUUGUUUGUACUGAUGCUACAAAAUGUGUUAUUUGAGGCAAGUGUAUGAUGAUUAUAAGCAUGCUGAUUGUACAGUGCUGAAUUGGAGGCUACUACUUAUCUACAUCUCGUUUUGUAGCGCCAAAGCAGAACUGAAGAAGCAAACACGUGUUUUCUGAUUCUGACUGACAACAUUUUGGGUAAAGGGGACAUUGUGUACCUUUCACUUUAGGCAAUUUAAGCAACUUUUUGCUGAUUUAUAUAUUUGCAUUAAUAUACACUUUAUGGCAAAAAGUACAUGGCCACCUGACAAUCGCACUCGUGGUUCUUCCCCAAACUGUUGCCACAAAGUUGGAAGCAUGUAGUUGGAUCAAAGAUCUUUGCAGCUGUUGCAUUACAAUUUUCCUUCACUGGAACGAAGAGACCCAAGUAUGCUCCAGCACGACAAUGCUACUGUGCACAAAUCGAGGUCCAUGAAGAUCUGGUUUUGCUGGUGUGGAAGAACUCAAGAGGUCUGAUUUGAGCUCUGACCUCAACCCAUCUGCAUACCUUUGGGGUGAACUGGAAUGUCGACUGAAUGCCAGGCCUCCUUGCCCAACAUUAGCCAUCCCAGAAGAGCGGUAAAGGAAGGCUAAAUCUGGAAUGGGGUACUCAACAAGCACAUAUUGGUGCGAUUGGUCAAGUGGCCACAGCCUUUUGGCCAGAUUGUGUAACUGGAGCACUACUUGACCAGUUUAACUACAGCGAAAUCAUUAUUGCACUCCUAUGUAUUCCAUGUUGGAUCUGUUUUUGUUUAAUUUCCUCAUAUGAUCCAAGCUAUGCUUUUGUCGUCAAGUUACGUUUUAUUUAUUCAAGCUGAUGAAUAAAAUUGACACGAUCUCUGUUUUAAUCAUUUGACUAUUCCAAAUACUGAACAAUGACUUGGUGUUAAGUGUAAAUAUUUUCCAUCUACAAAGUGUUUCAUGUUGACUAACUGUGCAAUAA
Neoarius graeffei (lesser salmon catfish) is the source of this 2466-nucleotide messenger RNA. RefSeq names its product rogdi atypical leucine zipper (gene rogdi). Lineage: Eukaryota; Metazoa; Chordata; Actinopteri; Siluriformes; Ariidae. Bases 68 to 970 code for a protein of 300 amino acids. Gene Ontology annotation, cellular component: RAVE complex. The record is from RefSeq and is a predicted model, not a curated record. The transcript has 11 exons.